GCAAAUCUAUGCCCUGUCCCUUUCGUAAUCCCGGAGAACGCUCUGCUGUCUGAAAAGGAGUUUUAUGUUGAUCAGAAUGUGUCAAUCAAGUGCAGGAAAGGCUUCCAGCUCCAAGGCCAAGGCAUCAUUACCUGCAACCCCGAUGAGACAUGGACACAGACAGAUGCCAAGUGUGAGAAAAUCUCUUGCAGCCCACCAGCUCACGUAGAAAAUGCGAUUGCUCGAGGUGUGCAUUAUCAGUACGGAGACAUGAUCACCUACGCAUGUUACAGUGGAUAUAUGUUGGAAGGUUCCCUGCGGAGCGUCUGCCUAGAAAAUGGAACUUGGACAUCACCUCCUAUUUGCAGGGCUGUCUGUCGAUUCCCAUGUCAGAAUGGAGGUGUCUGCCAACGCCCAAAUGCCUGCUCCUGCCCAGAUGGCUGGAUGGGACGCCUCUGUGAAGAGCCGAUAUGCAUUCUUCCCUGCCUGAACGGAGGCCGAUGUGUGGCCCCUUAUCAGUGUGAUUGCCCACCAGGCUGGACGGGGUCCCGCUGUCAUGCAGCUGUCUGCCAGUCUCCCUGCUUAAAUGGUGGGAAGUGUGUCAGACCCAACCGAUGCAAUUGUCUCUCAGAUUGGACAGGACCCGACUGUUCCAGGAAAAGGAGGACGGGAUUUUAACCACUGAUCACCACGGGCUCUCCCCAAAGCAGGAUCGUCUCUUCCUGUGAAAGCCUGGGCAUCCAGGAUCCUCAGAAAGAAAAUCCAACUUGGUGCUGGAUCAUGUUCCAUUUAGUAAAUUUGUUGUUUGCAUUUA
Echinops telfairi (small Madagascar hedgehog) is the source of this 793-nucleotide messenger RNA. RefSeq names its product sushi, von Willebrand factor type A, EGF and pentraxin domain-containing protein 1-like. Gene Ontology annotation, biological process: anatomical structure development. The transcript has 6 exons. Gene Ontology annotation, molecular function: signaling receptor binding. The coding region runs from base 250 to 657 and encodes 135 amino acids. Lineage: Eukaryota; Metazoa; Chordata; Mammalia; Afrosoricida; Tenrecidae. The record is from RefSeq and is a predicted model, not a curated record. Gene Ontology annotation, cellular component: cell surface; extracellular region.